AUGAAGCAACUUUGUGGCUUAGCCUUUCUUGCACUUCUUUUAAAUUUCCUUACAUGUGAUAAUGUAGCUACGAGGGGCGAAAUUGUAAACCUUAAAAAUCCCAACUUGAGAAACGGAUGGUCAAUGAAAAACCUGUCUGCACAAAAUGAAGAAAAUAUCGUCCACUCAGAUGGCAGUGAUGAUGUAACGGACAAGGAAGAAGAUGGCGAAGUGUUAGAAGGACAAAAGGGAUCUCCGAAAAAGUCAGCUGAACAAAAAGUGCAUGCACAGGAAGAGGUAAAUAAAGAAUCACUAAAGUCAAAAGCACAAAAUGCCAAAGCAGAAGCGGAAAAAGCAGCCAAAGCAGCUGAGUCAGCAAAAGAAAAUACUUUGGAUGCUCUUGAAAAAGUAAACGUGCCAACAGAACUUAAUAAUGAAAAAAAUUUCGCAGAAUCUGCUGCAACAGAAGCAAAAAAGCAAGAAAAGAUAUCAACAGAAGCAGCCGAAGAGGUAAAAGAAAUUGAAGUGGAUGGACAGUUAGAAAAGUUAAAAAAUGAAGAAGAAAAGACUGCAAAAAAAGCAAGGAAACAAGAAAUAAAGACAGAAAUAGCAGAACAAGCAGCAAAGGCACAAGCAGCAAAAACAGAAGCAGAAACAGCACAAAAAGAUGCAACUACAGCAAAGGAUGAAGCAAUAAAAGAAACAGGUAAACCUAAGUCACAAAAUACAACUAAAGCAGUUACUAUGGCAACAGAAGAAGAAAAAAAAACAAAAGAUGAAGCACAGACAGCAAGUGAAAAGGCAGGUAAAACAGCAGAAGAAGCUCAGAAGGAAGUAGGAAAAGAAACUGCAGAUGACGAUAAAGAAGUAUCACAACUAGAAGAAGAAAUAAAAGAACUAGAACGUAUAUUAAAAAUAGUGAAAGAUCUAGCAUCUGAAGCAUCAAGUGCAUCAGACAAUGCCAAAAAAGCAAAGCUCAAAACACAAAUAGCUGCAGAGGUAGUAAAGGCAGAAAAGGCAAGAAUAGAAGCAGAGGAAGCAGAAAAAGAAGCAGGAGAAGCGAAAACAAAGACAGAAGCAACAGAAAAAGAAGUGUUAAAAAUAUCAGAUGAAUCUAAAGCAGCCAAAGUAAAAAAAGCAGUUGAAAAAGCAAAGGAAGCAGAAAAACAAGCAAAAAGUGAAGCAGAAAAAGCAAAGGGAAUGGCAGAUGAUGCAGGUGGAAAGGGCACAACCAAUUUAGAGGAUGUUUUAACAAAACUAAGUGAAGUCUUAACAUCUGUAAAAAGUCUAGCAUCCAAUGCUGAAGUUGCAUCAAAGAAUGCAAAAAAAGAAAUGACGAAAGCACAAAUAGCUGCAGAGGUAGCAAAGGCAGAAAAAGCCAAAAUAGAAGCGGAAAAUGCAAAAUUACUAGCAGACACAGCAAGCAAGGCAGCAGAAAACAUAGCAAAAUCAUCGAAAGCAGCAAAAAUAGCAAAUAAUGUAUCCACCAUUGCAGCUGAAAAAUCAAAAGUAGCAACAGAGGCAGCAGAUGAAGCAGCAAAGGCAUUAGACGAAACAGAAAAUCCAGAAUCUAAAAUAGCAGAGGUAACAGAAAAGGCAACUAAAGCAGUUAACGCGGCAGAAGAGGCGAAGAAAGAAAAGGCCAAAGCGGAAGUGGCAGUAGAAGUAGCACACGCGGAAGUAGCAAAAGAAAAAGCACAAGAGGCUAAAGAAGCAGCAAAACAAGUAGCAGAUAAAUCUAAACUUGAAAAGGCCAUACAAGCAGCGGACAAAGCAUCAGAAAAAGCGAAUGAAGCGUCUAAACUAGCUGAAGAAGCAUUAAGCAAUCUAGAAUCUCUAGAAAAAGAAACAGGUGAAAUAGUAGAAAAAGUAAAUGCAAUAGAACAAAAGGUGCAAACUGCAAAAAAUGCAGCAAUAGAGGCACAUAAAGAAAAAACCAAAGCAGAAAUAGCCGUAGAAGUAGCAAAGGCAGAGGAAGCAAAAAAAGAAGCAGACAAUGCAAAGGUGGCAGCAGAAAAGGCAAAAGAAACAGCAGAAAAGAUAGCAAAGACAUCAAAAUCAACAGAAAAGAUCACAGAAGAGGUAAGAAAAGCCACUGAAUUCGCGAAGACGGCGGGAGAUGAAACUACACUAGCAGCAACGAAAGCAGAGAGUGAAAUUCCUUCGGAAGAAAAAAAUCAAAAGGAAUUACUAGAUUCAAUAAAACAGAAGGCCGAAUCCGCAUUUCAAGCAUCACAGGAAGCCAUAAAAGCAAAAACGGAAGCUGAAAAUUUCCUAGAAAUAGCAAAGGAAGUACCCAAAGCAGAAGCGGCAAAGGAAGAAGCACAGAAAGCGGCAACAGCAGCGGAAGAGGCAAAAACAGAAGUAUUAAAAAUAGCAGAAGAGGUAAACAAAUCGGAUGCAUCGGAAAGUGAAAAGAAAAAGAUAGAAACUGCAGCGAAUGAAACAGCUGGUGAAGCAGAAAAAGCGGCAACCUUUGCAAAAGAAGCAGCAGACGCAGCAAAGGACACAAACAAAGCAGUAACGUUAGCGGUAGCAAAGGAAAAGGUAGAGAAGGCAUUGAAAGCAGCCAAAGAAGCGAAGAAGGCAAACGAAAAAGCUUCAUAUGCAUUGAUUAGAACAAAAAAGCAAUAUGCACUCGAACCACUGGAAAUAACAUCAGAAGCAGGAUAUAACAUAACGGAAAAGGAAGAACAAGUAAAAGAAGAAAUCGAAGAACAGGAUGAUAAGGCUAGUGAAGAAGAGGAGGAAGAUACACAGCAGAUAGAUCAAACGCAGAUAGACGAGGUAGAUAUAAGUGUCGAUAAUGAGGAAGAAGAGGAGGGAGCAGCGGAAGAGCAAAUCGAAGGAGAAAAAGACACUCCAACAAAAGAAGCUAAAGAGGAACAGACAAGUGGCGAAAAAAUAUUAGAUGAUAAAGAAGCGCAUAAAACACUCGCAGAGAAGUUCAAAGAUUCAAAUACUGCGAAAACGGGAGGAGUGGAAUUUUUGGAAACUCUGAUUAGCGAUGUUGGGGAAGACACGCUUAAAAAUUUGCAACAAGAUUUGCACCAAUAUUUUAAGGGUAAAUAA
Plasmodium vivax (malaria parasite P. vivax) is the source of this 3051-nucleotide messenger RNA. Its product is annotated as merozoite surface protein 3 beta (MSP3b). NCBI's taxonomy places the organism in Eukaryota, Apicomplexa, Aconoidasida, Haemosporida, Plasmodiidae. The transcript has a single exon. The record is from RefSeq and is a predicted model, not a curated record. Bases 1 to 3051 code for a protein of 1016 amino acids.